This is a messenger RNA of Trypanosoma cruzi, 1369 nucleotides long. RefSeq lists its product as uncharacterized. The transcript has a single exon. The record is from RefSeq and is a predicted model, not a curated record. Lineage: Eukaryota; Euglenozoa; Kinetoplastea; Trypanosomatida; Trypanosomatidae. The annotation marks the transcript as partial.
AUGUCUUCUUUGAAGGGUGCACCAAGUCUGAAUCCUCCCCCGAAAAAGGGAUUCUCUUACAAUGUCUUCGACGAAGAAUUUGACGAUUAUGUCUCCCCUGUAGGUAGUGAAGACGAAAACCAGAAGAAGAAGAAGGAAACUGUGAAAAAGAAGGAGAAAGAACGAAAGAAAGCGAAAAGCAAAAGGGCCGAGCGCCGGGCUUUAGAAAGUGGUGGAGGUGGGGAGAAGGGAACAAGCGUGCGUCGUGGAGAGGGCGACCCGCAAAGCGUAACGAACUCCGCCGUUGACUACGAUGUUGCGGAUUAUGACGCGGGAGCACAGUACUCGGAUGACUUUGAUGACGACGACAUUGUUCCUGCACCCGCACCCCCGUCGUUUGAUAACACGAGGGAGUUGCAGCGCACCAUUAAGGAGGAGGAGGCACGGUUAGAGCGCAUUGCGGAGGAAAAGAUGCGAGAGAUGCACGAGGAACAAGUGCGGCGGUGGCAGCAGGAACAGGAGUUGACAGCGAAGACGAUUCAGAAUCAGCAAGAAGAACUGCGUGCGCAGAUAGAAGAGUUGAAGCGGUUGCAGGAGCAGAAAACAAAAGAAGCGGAACAGGAGUCAAAGUCUGUGGGAGCGCCAAGGGAUCCCAACGAUGACAGGGACGAUGGUGCUAAUGCUGUCAUGGUGGAACGAAGACAGUUGACGGAAAAUCAGCGCCGCCGAAUUCGGGAAAGGGAGCGUGCGGUGCAGCUGCGGCGGUUGGAACAAGAGGAAGCUGCGAAAAGUUUGUUUCAACGUCUUGCGCAGGACGUUCGCGAAGUGUUUCAUGAGUUAAACCUCUCUGUUGUGGCGUCAGAGAAGGAGCGGCUUAUUAAAGACGAGCGGUACCGCAAGGAGCGCGAGGCCAAAGACCGCCGCGAGGAGUUGGAGCGGCAGGAACGCAUGCAGAAGGAGGCCAAAGAACGUGAGGAGCGUGAGGCGAAAUUUUGGAGCGCAAUGGAGGACCGGGACGCCCGAUUUCGCGAAUUUGUGGAAAAGAAAUCCCUGAAAGACGAGGAGGAGCGUGAGGCGCGGUGGAAGCGGGACCUCGAGGACCGCGAGGCGCGUCUAAAAGGCGACAAGGAGUUGCGCAGCGAGCUGGAAAGUAUUGAAAGGGAGCGCCGUGACCGCGAGGACAAAAACGUGCGUGAGCGGGAUCGCACGCUUAUUCAGACUCUUUUGGAUGAUUUGAAGCGGCAAUACGAAACACAGUUGGAGGAAACACGCCGUCAGUUUGAACUUGACCGCGCACAUGCGGAGGAGAUGCACCGCAUGGAACUUGCAGCCAUAGAGAAACGCCACGCGGAAUCCGCAGGGCAGAGUGACAGAAUUCACAUGCGGCAAA